Rhagoletis pomonella (apple maggot) is the source of this 3622-nucleotide messenger RNA. It is a transcript of the gene dtn, whose product is annotated as transmembrane protein 132C. The coding region runs from base 366 to 3605 and encodes 1079 amino acids. The record is from RefSeq and is a predicted model, not a curated record. Lineage: Eukaryota; Metazoa; Arthropoda; Insecta; Diptera; Tephritidae. The transcript has 14 exons.
AUUUGCGAUUAGUUUUGCGGAUUUCCAGUGCAGAAAAUAUUUGUAUUGUAUUUGGGUUUGGUGUUAAAUUGAAGGAAACAAUAAUAUGUUGGAUUUUCUUAUCGCACACUGAAUACUGUUGAAUUAAUAUGCGUUAUUUCCAAGUUAAACAAUGGAUUGGUUUGUUGUGUGAGCAGGAAAGUUAGGAUGAGGCGAUGUAUAACUCGCCUGUAAAAUGGUAUACAUAUGCAUACACUUGGAGGAAUCGAUAAAGUGUAAUCCAAUUGCCUAUAAAAAUGUGUAAUUAACUUUGUUGAAUUGGUGCGAAGUGAAGGUGAAAAUAGCAAUAACGUGAUUUGCGGUAGAACUGAACGGAAUAUUACAAAAUGGUUUCGAAAAUAGCAUCUUAUAUGUUUCUUAUUUUGGCAUCUUAUACGAGUGUAAACUUAUGCGUAGAAGUCCAUUUUGAAUCGGCAGAGAGUGGAUUUUUCCUAAAACAUUCACGUCAGCCGCCUAUUGCGCCCGAAAUAUCAAUUCAAACGUCAUCUGCCACUCCAACCAAAGCAAGGACAUCAUAUGAUUCGGUCUUGUCUGUUGAUCGUUUCACGGUGGUUCAGACAACCGAACCCGUAUCUAUCAGAGCUAGCUAUGGUCCAUUUUCAACAAAACAAACAGUUCCAGCGCGUUAUAUUGUUCCGGACAUUUUGGAAAAUCAAAACAAUAGUCUCAAUAACACAACUGCAGCAUUAAUAGAAUUACAGCAAGCUAAUAUGCAUUUGGAUAUAUCAGCCCAUUUGAUAAAAUCAACAAUUUCGCGUGACUCACCAGUAUUACGGGUCCUUUUCCACGCCGGUACAGAUCCAGGUGGACACUUACAAAGACAAAGGAUUUGCGUUCUAUUGCACAUUUCACUGGGCACUCAAGUUCCCUUAAAAGGUCGAUGCAUGCCGGAAGGUGAAGAUAAUGUGUGUGUCGCUGAGGUUAUCAUACCUUCGAUAUGGUGGCCAGGAUAUCCAUCAAUAAUGGGGAGCAGCAACACUUCACAGAAGUUUCCACACAGAGUGAUACAGGCGUCAUACAGCGUAUUUGAACCCUCUCCACGUAACUCUGAACAAUGUGAACCAAAAGUCCAAAUUCAACCCUUGACAACGUUCGCUCAUAUCCCACUUGUUGCUGCUAUGGUACCAUUCAAAGAAAUUCGCAUUGACGACCAACUUACGUUUCUUCUGCCACAAAAUGCAUUGUAUCCUAUGUCAAAAAUUUAUGUACCAGUCGUUUUUCACUCAACACAAGGUUCGACUGUAUCAGCAAUUACUGUACGAGCGCGUGUAAAGUCAGGUGUAAAAAUUUUGGGUGCUACGACAUCGACCGAUUUUUGGAGUAUAUCAAUUGAGAAGGAAAAUCAAAAACAUACUACAGCUAGAGUUACAGCAUUUAGAAAAGAAUCAGAAGUACCUGCUGAGAUUAACAGUGACACGAAAAACUCAAGCUUCGAGAACAGCUCUCUCGAAAUAUUCUCUUGGCUCCUUGAACUUGGCGAUAGUGCAGCAGAUAUAUUGGAUGGUGGAAAAGUAGUUUGGUAUGUUUCUUAUGUGUAUAAGUCCGAAAAAUCGAAAAAUUUGAUUCCGAGCAGUACAGUUGGUGAUGAAUCUAAGAAAAGACUUUCAACAAAACUAGAAAUCAACAAAGAUGACAUUCAAGCAGUAUUACCAAUGGCAAAGAAUUGGGAAUUAAUCAACACUGCUGUUUUAACUGGCCGUCAGGUGGCUCAAGCUAUGAAAGUUUUUAUAGUAUCACAAGCUGGUAAAGUAGCUGAUGUUACGUUACAAAGUUCCUGCUACGCUGAGGAUGAAAGUGUUAUCAAGGUGUCUUCGUCAUGCAGUUCAGUUUAUGUCGACGGCUCUGAAAUAAGGGGAUCAUCUAAUGCUUCAGUUGUUGUAAAAUAUGGAUCGUAUGCUGGAUUGGCAAAAUUUACUGUUUGGAUGCCAGAAUUUCCAUUGGAAGUUUAUGUGUCGGACUUUCGACUUUCACAGAUCAAAGGGUGGAAAGUCGUUGACGACAGCAGUAUUUUGUCAGGUAAACAAAGCCAACGUCGUAAAAAAAGAUCCAACGGAUGGAGUCACUAUAAAAGUGAAGUAGGGAUAGCAGAUAAAGUUGUUUGUAAGGCCCGGUAUCAACAAAGCCCUGUGGAAGUAUAUGCCCGAUUUUUAGCUAUUGAUCAAAACUCUGGACGCAUAAGUUAUUUUAUCUCACGCCGCACUGGUCUGCGUGUUACGGAUUUGGUUCAACCGCUCCUACGUGUAUCCGAUCCGAAAAUUGCUACAUUGAAAGGAAGAAUUCUGCAAGGAAAAUCAAUGGGACGAACCGAUAUACAGGUUCUAUCCCCUAUAACAGGACGCGUGAUAGGGACAAAGGAAAUUCGCGUUGGUAGUGACAAAGUCAGCUUAAAAAAGUUAAUUGUGCGUGUGAUCUCAGGACUACAAUUAACUAUUUCCCCAGACAGUGGUAUUGACAACGGUUAUACAGCAGAAACUUCGGUCACAAAUAAAUUAACUGCGCAAUAUCAGGAAGGAUUGCUAGAUAUUGAUCUACAAUUUUCAGAUGGAUCAAAAACGCCUUUAAGAGACAUCUCGGUGGAAGAUUAUUUCCUGCUGGUCGAGAGUUUAGACACCGAAGUCGUUGCAUUUGCUCCAAUGUUAGCAUCGCAUCACCCGCGUGUCAUCGCAGUUGGGGAAGGAAAUGGAGAUUUGUUGCGUGUAACUUUGCUCUUGUCCGAAGAUUGCCGCAUGCGACGAAGUUUGGCAUCAUCUAAACAUAUGAAGUCCAAUUUUUCCCCCCUAAUAAGUUCCCUGGCGGCUGUUGAGGUUGACUUCAAUAAUUUUGAUAACAGUAACAAACUCGAAUCUAUUCAAAAUGAUGGAAUUGUUGGCAAGGACAGAAAAAGCUUUCGCGACAAUGGGGAUUUAGCUGAUAUCAUUGUAGGUAUUCCUAUGAAAUAUGCACAUCACAAUGACGAGUCUGUUUUGAUGCAAACAAGGCAGAAUCAUGGAAGCACUCAAUCCUUGAAAAACUACCGAAAUAGCAGGUAUCCUUUCCGCAAUAACAUGUCGUCCAUGGAAAUCGGAGUUUAUGUCCUCCUUACUGCUUUUUGCUUUGCGAUCGUCGUUUUUGUCAUUUCAUGUGUUGUAUAUGCGUCGAAAUUCAGACCAAGAGCCAUUGACACUGGUCCUUUAGAAUUGAGCAAAGCUAUCAUCACUCCCAACAUGUUGUCAAAGGAAUUACGUUUCCCGAAGGAAUCUACAACCAAUGUUCACGACUGGGUGUGGUUGGGACGUUCGACAAUGGACAGAUCAUCUCUUAUUAACGAUUCAACGUCAAAUAAUGAUAAUCGAGAUUCACGCAUAAAGAUUACAAAUAAUCCGAUUAACCUUGUGAAAAAUUCCGUUACAUCGUUUGAUGGUCAUCCACGAAAUGCAACUAGGCAGCAACUUAAAAUAACCAGGCCGGAGUGCCAUGAUAGCAACUGCUGCAUUAAGACGAUCGAAUAUAGGCCGCCCGUUCCUCCACAUCGUAAUAUAGGCGUAAGAGCUUUCGUAAGUUUUGUAAGUAUGCCAAGUACGUUUUGAAUUUUUCAAAUAGCUAU